UUAAUCUUCUGGUUUGAUUUCCUGAUGUCUGAAGUCUGCAUUGAUCAAGACCGUGUGACUCUGAGUAGGAGGACAAACUCAGAAAUUACGUACAAGUUUGUGAAUUCUGAGCUAACCGGUUACUAUUAAUUUGAGGUGAUCACCAUCAUCAUGAUAACUUCACCGGAAAUCAAACCAGAUGCCAUGCCCACUUUAGCAUCACCGUUCUCUCACUCGCAGGUAGCAGUAGUAAAGUGCUACUGAAAUGCCGCCUAAAAAAUAUAUGGCUGAUGGUUUAUUAAGGAGUACUAUUGUGAAAUGCUUUAGAAAUUCAGGAACUUGAGCAUCCAAAAAAAAAAAAAAAAGGAUCUUGGAAACCUCAUCUACCAUGAAGUUUGCACUCAAAGGCGCGAUUGGGUUGUACGUCUUUACAGUCACGCCUUGUAUGAUCUGAUGUAUUGUUGUUGCUGGUAUAAAACGAAUUGAAGGCCGUCGACGAAUUAAAUCAUCUCUCUCAUCAGUCUCACACCUUUAUAUCAACAACAGGAAACCAUCCACCCACCAUACAGAGCUUGAUCAAUUUUCUCCAAGUGAGAGCUGAGCUCCUCUGCUUCAGUAGUUAGUACUAGUUCGUUUUGACCUUUGAUUUACCAAUCCAUCGGCAGAGAAUUAGCCAGCUGGAGUGCUAGCCGAUAAUGGUCACUGAUCACCUAAUUCCCCUGUAACUAAGCAUUUGACGAUGGUCGAGUAAUCGGUCCAGCGACACGAGAUGUCAGGUCAGAAUGGUGAAAAAAGUUAGGCUUUCUUUGGGGGUUAGUAUUAGCAUAAUGGAAUAGUUUCGGGAGUCAAUAAUUAAUUUAAGAUGGGGGGAAAAUGUGCAAUUCUGGAAUCUCCCUCCGUCGACGCAAUUCAAAUAAAAACCGAGAGCGCCUUUGAUUCGUUCCUUCAACGGUAAACUGCUUAGUGCUCACCCAACAUUCAAAGAAGACGAAGAAAAAGGAAACCUUUCUCGUCUAGUCGCCGUCGGCAGCCGUCACUCUACUUGUCUAGUGCCGUCCGUCGGUGUAGUGGUUCGGAGGUGAAAGAAUUUUGAAGGAAGGGAAAUCCCACUCCCCCCAAUACAUUCUUUGAACAAAAACAAGAAACUCUCUGCCCUCUCAAUCUGAAGCAAGAAAAUAUUUGUGCGAAAACAGCACCGGACGCACAAAUGGUGGCCGUUGCAGUUAAGGGUAAAUCCAAACCUUCACAUCAAGUCAUCGAGGAAGACGCCAAUAAGUCAACCAAGAAGAGCAACACUGCCCUUGGACGACUCCCAUCUUUCAAGAUAUUUGCAGAACCGCCACCACCAUCUAAUGGCGGGAGACGUUUGGGCAGUGCAACUGGCUCUCAGAGUGGUAUCAAGAACUUGGAGAAGAACAAUGGCAAGAAGGACAGUUCUGUGAAAGCAAAUAUCGGAAGAAAAGUUUUGGCUGAUAUCAGUAAUGUCAGGGGAAGCUUUUCAGGGCCAAAGGCACACAAUAAAUCCAAAUCAUUGUGUAUUUCUAGGAAUUCAGCGGCUGGCACUCAGGCUGGGGGUUGUUCAUCAAGAAUGCCUUUCACUGGAAUUGUGCGGAACAACAUGACUCAAGCUUCUGGAAGCCACCACACUGUGAACAAGGCUGACAAGGAUAUAAAGAUCACUUCCUCUAAUGACCUUGGGACUUUGACUCGAGGGUGCAAAUUCGUUGACACGAGUAGGAAAUCUCGUGGGGAUUAUCUGCCUCCAAUAAGAAAAUCUUUCCCAGUAACAGAACAAGUCAAAAAGGUUCCUAUGAAUGGUACAAAGGAGGAAUCUACUGAAAGCUCUGAGAGGCGUAGGGGAAAAUAUGGAUUUCAAGUUAACUCCAAAGUUGGCAGAAAUGUGGCUUCCCGGGUGCACAACUCUCAGAAUCAUCUCCAGAAAGUUCGAGUUAGUGAUGGAUACAUGGUUAUGGCUUCCAAAGGUCGACAUAACUCUAGACCCGGAACAAUUUCAAGAAGAUCUGUCAAAGUUGAAAGGACCUUAAACUCAAAUGGUGUUUGUGGCUUCAAUAAGCCACCUGCUGGUUCUGCUGCUUCGUCCAACAGAAAGGAGGAAAAGGCCAAAUGUUCUUCAACAAAACAUGUUGCAUCAGUAAUUCUCAGUGGACAAACUGCUCAACACGAUGUUUCUUCUUCUAGCAAGAGUGACUCAGAUAGAACUACAGCAGAUAAUGUUUCUAGGAGAAAACCUGAUCGAAGAAAAUCUUUUACUUCUUUACUGAUGUCACAAUCAAAGGAUGAUUUGCCAAAUAUCUAUGAUAAUCAUAAUCAUCUUGAAGUUACUGAAUAUGUUGAUGACAUCUAUCAGUAUUACUGGGUUUUGGAGGCACAUAAUCAGCCGUUGAAACAUUAUUUGGAUAUCCAGAGUGAAAUUACACGUCAAAUGCGUGGCAUAUUGAUCAACUGGCUCAUUGAAGUACAUCUAAGGUUUGAUUUGAUGCAAGAAACACUUUUUUUGAUGGUUACACUAUUAGACCAAUUUUUAUCCUUGGUAAGCAUCGGGAAGAACAAAAUGCAGUUAGUUGGCCUUACUGCACUCUUGCUGGCAUCAAAAUAUGAGGAUUUUUGGCAUCCAAGGAUCAUGGACUUAAUUGGCAUUUCAGCAGAUUCAUACACAAGAGAUGAAAUGCUUGGAAUGGAGAAUACUUUUCUAAAGGCACUCAAGUUCCGUCUGAAUUCACCAACUCCGUAUGUCUUUAUGCUACGGGUCCUUAAGGCUGCUGGAUCAGAUACAGCGUUUGAACAUCUUGCCUUUUACCUCAUCGAGCUGUGCUUAGUUGAGUACGAGGCUUUGAAAUAUAAGCCCUCAUUGCUAUGUGCAUCAGCCAUCUAUCUCGCUAGAUGUACAAUGGAAAUGAAUCCAACAUGGACCCCACUGCUUGAGAAACAUUCCCGCUACAGAGAAUCUCAAAUCAGAAGCUGCGCAGAGAUGAUCUUGAAAUUUCACAAAGCUGCUAAAACAGCUAUGCUGAAAGUAACAUAUGAGAAAUACAUGAGGUUUGAGUUCGGCAGGGUUGCAGCUAUAAAUCCAGUAGAAGUGCUUCCCCAGUGCAGUCAUGAAAAUCAAUGUUACAAGAAUUGAACAGAGCUAAAAUUUAGAUGAUGAGGGCUAGAUGGACUGCUCAUAUAAUGAGCUGAAACCAAAUCCAUUGUAAUCUUGCCCAGACAUGCGACUCAAUUGUCGCUGAAAUUGUUGAACAUAGAUGUUGUAUUGAGAAAUAUGAUUCUAAAUGGUAGGAGCCAGACACUGGUUUGGACGUAUUGUGCACUAUAAUUAGAUUGAAGCCUUAUAUC
Coffea arabica (coffee) is the source of this 3333-nucleotide messenger RNA. The record is from RefSeq and is a predicted model, not a curated record. Lineage: Eukaryota; Viridiplantae; Streptophyta; Magnoliopsida; Gentianales; Rubiaceae.